UUGUAUGAGAAAAAACUUUCCUAGAAGUGGCGAUUACCUACUCCCCAAGCAAAUAGUAUCCCAUAUUAGGAUCAUUGCCACACAUAGUAAUCCAUCUGUCACUUUUCUCCCAAGAUUCUAAUUUUGGUCACUCUUUCCAUUUUUGGUGGUCUCUGCAGAAUCCCAAUCCUCUCCAACAACAAUAUAGUUGUGUUUUUUUUUAUUUUGUGUGUGCUGUGUGUCUUGCAUAUAAAUAAAGAACCUCUUUUGAGGUCCUUCUUUUCAUGCCCAUCUUUCCCCUCUUAUUCUGAAUGCUGGUGGGUUCAGUGUUUGGUGAGGAAGGAUAAUAAAGGUUGGUGCUUUGUGAGAGGGAAGAGAAAAAAACAUGGGGAGGGGGAAGAUUGAGAUUAAGAAAAUUGAGAAUUUGAACAGCAGACAGGUUACCUUUUCCAAGAGGAGAAAUGGGUUGCUCAAGAAGGCCAGAGAAUUGUCUGUUCUAUGUGAUGCUGAGGUUGCUGUCAUCAUAUUCUCUAGCACUGGCAAGCUUUAUGAGUUUUCAAACACAAGCAUGGAGCAUACCCUAUCAAGGUAUAUGAAAGGCACAGAAUUGGAUUCUGCAGAGCAACCUAUUGAUGUGUCCCCAAAAGAUGUUACGGUUAUGGAGCCUGAUACAGAUCUUUUGAUGGAUGAAAUAACAAAGCUUCGAUCUGCAUACUCAAAUAUGAAGGGUAAGGAGCUUGAUGGAUUGAGCCUUAAAGAGCUGCAGCACCUAGAAAAGCAGCUGAGUGAAGGGAUAUUAGCUGUCAAAGACAGGAAGGAACAAGUACUUGUAGAACAACUUACAAGGUCCAGGAUACAGGAGCAAAAAGCUAUGCUGGAGAAUGAAGUUCUGCGUAAACAGCUUGAGGAGAUACAAAAUAAAACAAAGACACAGUUCCUUGAAUUUAGUUGUUUGGAUAGAACAUUUUCCAAGAACAGUUCAAAGUCUCUUUUCAAUUGUGCUUCAGAGGAAAAUGGUCAUUCAGAUACUUCUUUGCAGUUAGGGUUGUCAACACCAGAUUAUGGUCAUCAGAGGAAAGGAUGGAAAAUAGAACCUUGCAACGACUCAGGGAGUCAAGUGGCUUCACAGUGACAUUUUUGUACUGAAAGCUUUCUUCAUCUGCCACCUUUAAGUUUUAGAAUAUAGAGAUAGUUUUAGGCAAAUUAAAUAAAUUUUAUGUUUAGUUCAUAAAUUUUUGGCUUUCACCAGCAUUUGGUUGCUGAAUUAGGUUAAAGUUUCAUGCUAAAUGGCCUUACCAUGUUGAAAUACUUUAGUCAUUUAGUUCAACCAAACAGUUUUCAGGUA
Molecule: messenger RNA, 1324 nt
Organism: Vigna angularis (adzuki bean)
Lineage: Eukaryota; Viridiplantae; Streptophyta; Magnoliopsida; Fabales; Fabaceae
Product: agamous-like MADS-box protein AGL15
Exons: 8
Coding region: 365-1111 (248 amino acids)
Biological process (GO): positive regulation of transcription by RNA polymerase II
Cellular component (GO): nucleus
Molecular function (GO): DNA-binding transcription factor activity, RNA polymerase II-specific; RNA polymerase II cis-regulatory region sequence-specific DNA binding; protein dimerization activity
Source: RefSeq, a predicted model, not a curated record